CUGCAGAGCGGACUAUGUGCUUUGCUUUUCUAUGCACGCAAACCAUGAAUAGCGAAAGGGAAGGAUUAAUUUUAGCUCCCAGAUCCUUUGUUAAAAUAAUAACACGAAGAGACAUAUGUUCUGGGUUUAAAAUAAACCAUUCACUGACUUUUUUAAAAAUAAUUAUUUUCGUGCCAUGCUGGAAACCCAAACACAACAGCACCCAGCGCUGGAGGAGACCAACUCGCAGCAGGACUAGUCCCAGAGCGAAGCUGAGCUGACAGGCGGAGACAGGAUCACGCAGGCAACAAGGUCCACGUGCCCGCAGGGAUCUCUGUGCUCGUGCCACCCUUCUAGGUGCUUUGCCCUUCAAUCCUUCACCGGGGCCAGCAGUACGUCAACACUGCGUACAGGGUCUCAGGCCCGCGCGCGCACGCUGAACAACCAAUCAAAUCUUGCCGGGCCGCCCAGGAGACGACGUCACGGGAUUGCCUCUUGACAGGCGUCCUUAAAAAACUGGCGGGGGGCGGGGGCAAAGGCAACUCGUCACACAGACCCAGGCCGGCGGCUGCCGGUUAGGCCGCGGCGCUCUCUCCCACGAAUGAGGUGUAGUUAGGUCCCGCCUCUCGCAGGCGCGGCGGUGAUUGGUCAGUACUGUGCCUGCGCGGCUCGGGAUUGGCUGUGCAGAGCGGGUGGAGCUCCAAGUGGAGACUGAGCCGCUCGAACCGAGGAGCCGGUGACCGGCGAGUGAGCGCGGAGGCCCUGGCUGGGGAGCUGGUGGAUGAUUCAGUGCAUAUGAACUGUCUGAUGAAGCCAAAAAUGAUCCUGAAUCUACAGUGAUAACUAAUUGUUGUUGAGUGGCAGCACAAACACUUCUGUGAUAAAAGAAUGAUGUUUGGAUUGGAGUUUUGUUCAUCUUCUACUCUGGCCUUUGAAGCAAACUUAAAACAACACAGAGUAAUACAGUAAACAAGAUGAGGGACUAUGGAACCUCAGCAGCCCUGUAAGUUUAGAAGGUUUAAAUACCAGUUUGUGAAGACUUUUUGCCAUUCCAGAUGAUCUGCUGGAUUAAACGUGUAAUUAGGAUGGUUUUUGCACAAGUUGGACUAAACAUGGAAUCAGUGCUCUGGUCAGGCAAGUCUUAUGGUUCAUCUCGAAGUAUUGUAAGGAAAAUUGGUACUAACCUCUCUCUUAUCCAGUGCCCAAGAGUUCAGUUUCAGGUUACCUCUCACUCUACAGAAGGAAACCAUUCUAAGCAGCUCAGAGAAGACUCAGUAGCCUCUUUUGCAGAUGUGAGAUGGGUUGCUCAAGAAGAAGGUGAUGUCUCUACAAGGCUCAGAUCAGAAGUCUGGUCAAAAUCAGCUCCACCUCUUCCACAUGAACCAUAUUGCUCUGGAAGACCACCAAGUAGACAAGUAUCCUUACCAAACCUAUUACAAGAAGAGCCAGCCCCCAAGGUUGUGGUGACCAAGAAUGAUGAAGCUCUGCAAAAAAUCAGUGCUUUAGAAAAUGAACUUGCCAGUUUAAGGGCACAAAUAGCCAAAAUUGUAAUCUUGCAAGAACAGCAAAAUCUGCCAGCAGCUGGAUUAAGCCCUACUGCAUCAGCUCCUGCACCAGCGCCGCCACCACCACCACCUCCUCCACCGCCUCUUCCACCUUCUGGGGUGCAUCGGAGUAUGUCUGCUAUUGAUCUCAUUAAAGAGCGGAAAGGCAAGAAAAUAAAUGCCGGACAGACUUUGAUAGAUAAUGGUCCAAAGAAGCCUGAAAUACCAAACAUGCUAGAGAUCCUCAAAGACAUGAACAGUGUCAAACUGCGCACAGUGAAAAGACCAGCAGAAGGCACAAAAUGCAAAUCACCUGAUCCAACUGAUCCUGUAGCACUAAUAGCUGAAGCUCUCAAAAAGAAAUUUGCUUAUCGAUACAGAAGUGAUAACCAAAGUGAAACUGAAAAACAGAUUCCAGAGUCUGAAACAAAGGCAACGUCUGAAAUGAUGCUGUUUGGACCACACAUGCUGAAGCCCACAGGAAAAAUGAAGACUUUAAUUGAAAAAUCUUAACUACUCUUAUAUCGCUACAAGAGAUUAUCCAGCUACUUUUAUUAGAAAUCAAUGUUAUGUAGUAAGUGUCUCUUGGUAUUUAGUGUCUUCCUACAAAACAAACAAACAAACAAACAAAAAUACUGACCUAAAAUUAUUAAAAUCAUAGUGCCUUUGUUUUACAUGUUGAAUUCUAGAGUACUUGUCCCUAUGUGACUUUUAACAAGAAGGUUGAGUUGAGAGACAGUACAAGUUUUUAAACCUAUAAAUUUUAAAAUCUAGCUUUCAAUACCUAAAAUACUAAGACUUUUUGGUGGUGGUUUUAACACUAAUUUAUCUGUACACAUGGUUUUGUAUGCAUGACUGACAGUCUUCAGACAGUUUGUGUAACUGAUAAUAAUGGGAAUGAAGUACUGUCAAGUUACUGUCAGUCAUUUUACUUCUCAUGUAAUACCUGAUGUAACAAGUUUCUUGCACUGCAGCAUUUAGUUUGAGACUAGCAACUUCUGUUCCAAAUGAGAUCUCAUUAGUAUAACACAGCUUUGGCUGGUUUUAGCCUGAAAAGCAUAAACAGCUCAUGCAAGGGUAUGUUUAGUUAAUAAUGAUGGAGAAACAGAUAAUCUCUAAUAAGCUUCAUUGAUUUUACUUGUUACAAAGCUGAGUGGUAUGGAAUAGAGCAUUUCAGAAAUAGCAAGAUUUCUCAAAUGAGACUGCCCUUCUCUCAAUGCAGAAUGUUCCAUUCCCCCCCCCCUCCUUUGCCCCCCAAUAUAUAUAUAUAGCGCCUUAAAGGUGAACCUGAUCAUCUUGAGCAACUGGCCACAGCUAGCUUCAGGUUCAGUUCUCUGUCAAAAGGUAGACCAGUGUGUAUGAAAUAGGGUAGAACAGCAGUGUAGAUUAAAAUACUUCAGACAGAAUGUCAGGGUAUGUGUCUGAGUGAGCAAAUGUGGAAGUCUGGGAAGUUACAGUAGUAGAGAUGAGAAGAAAUGGAGUGCUUAUAAAUGAACUGUAGGGUGUUUGUCAGGAAAAUCUUACUGCUUUCGGAGGCCAUGAUCUCAGUUGCAGCUGUGGAGUGCUUGACACACAAGAGAUGUCUUUACCCUCUACACAGUUAAUGGGGAGGUCUUUUGCUGGGGUUAGCCCUCAGCGUAAAGCAGAAGAGACUGAAUGGUACCUUAUUUGUGCAAACUGCCCAUGGCCCCAAGGUAAUAUUUCAGCGACUAGGGAUAUCCUGACUACAAUCCCUGCACUAGCUCCAGGGAAGCACAGGUGUAGGAGAUCCUAGACAGGCUGUCACUUGAGGAUCACCUGGGGAAAUCCUCUAGGCACCUUUUCAAGCUUUGUCUUGCCUUAUCAGCACCAAGGUGGAUCAUCAGGGGGAAACAAUGAGUCUUUUUGUAUGCAAAUACACUUCAGUUUUCCCAAGUGUUGGAAAAAUUGGGUAGAAAACAUUCUGGCAUUCACAGGACUGACAAGCAGGAACACAACAGAACUAGCUUGGCUACAUAUCAAGUAAACUGACAGCAAGUUUCUUUUGAAUGUGGAUAAAUACAAGUAGAGAACUGGGUCAGCAAUCUCAUUCUGAAGGAACAGUUGGCUACUGGAGUUGUGAUGCAAGUGCUUGUUUGGAAACUUCUUUUUUUUUUUCCUUCAACUACUGGAAAUGUGCAGCAUUUUCCAUCCACCUUAAGUUAUUGACGAUGAUGUGUAAAGCAUGCUAGUCAGUAUUAACAAAUUGAGAUUUAAAUGGUAUGAUCAACAAGGGCUUUAUUUCUGAUGUAAUACUUGAAAGUGCUGUAUUUACAAAGCUGUUAAAAGUUAAAAAAAAUGGAUAAAUGUUUUAACUAAAAAUUCCUCUUUCUUUGCUCUUCUAAAUACUUUGAACAGUAUUUUUUUCCAAAGUCACUUUGCUUGGUCUCCAAAGAGUUAUUUGUAUCUAGUGCUAUACUGAGAUGUACAAAAUAGAAAAAACAAAAUGCUGACUU
This is a messenger RNA of Chelonoidis abingdonii (Abingdon island giant tortoise), 3997 nucleotides long. Lineage: Eukaryota; Metazoa; Chordata; Testudines; Testudinidae. The record is from RefSeq and is a predicted model, not a curated record.